AAUUGUACACCGAAGAUGACGUCAAUAAUCAAAAACCAGCUAGUCAAACAUUUAUCCAAAUUCACAAAAAACUUGAAGCCCGAGCAGAUAUCCUUAGACGUGUUAAAAGGAAAUAGUAAACUUCAGUUUAUUGAAAUUAACGAAGAUGUUUUGACAGAGAUUUUGGAGCUUCCUUCGUGGUUGAAAAUCAAACGAGCAUUCUGUACAGGUGUAGCUGUGAAUGUACCAUGGACCAAAUUGAAAACUUGCCCAAUUCAGAUUUUCAUUGAUGAAAUCAAUGUGGAUGUGGAGCUUACCAAUGAGCAUAAAAAACAGGCAAAAUCAAAUCCACUUGGAAAUCUCGGUGACAGCAGUUCAUACGGCUUCAUGAACAAAAUCAUCGAAAACAUGUCUUUGUAUAUAAGUUCUGUAGAAAUUAACUUUGAUUCCGACGUAUUCGGAGGCUCAUUUAUGCUUCAACGAUUGUCAGUGGAGAGCAGAAGUCCAGGAUGGGCUCAAGUGAAAGACUUGCGUCAGACUAGAAUUACGUGCUCGGAGACAAAUAGAACAUUGAUGUUUAAGCAGCUUUCCUGGCAUCUCCUUCGCAUUGAAGCCUCAGCGAAAACUUCGAAAAAUGAGCAGCGAUCCAAAAUCAAUGCUCCAUUACGAUUGAUCACGAGUGGCGGAAAAAUUCGAAUUGCAUUGAAAAAGAAUGUAAAUGACGGCUCGGUAAUCCACGCUAGAAUUCAAACAAUCCUCGACGACAUUCUCUGGGUCGCCACACUUCCCCAACUCCGCUCAGCAAUCUCAUUUGCCAGUUACAUUGCCAAACUUGUCAAAGAGUCUCAGAAAAACGAUGUGAUAACCACAAGCAGCGGGAACGAUAAUCCGUUUAUGAAAGCCGCCGGCAACAGUGCGACGGCCGACGCGAGCACAAUUUCCUCUGCGUACAAUAUUUUCUAUUUUGACCAAACUUCAUAUCAUCUCCAUGUCAAGAAAAUUGACCUACAUUUAUGUGAUGAUGCUCAUACAGCCAGUGAUUACCCACCAGAUUGGGAUAUUGAAAGCGGUGCUAUGCAAGUUACUCUAUAUCAAGUUCUCAUCGACGUCUACCCAAAAGCUCAUGCUCAAUCAGAUAGAUCCACGUGGAUGAGAUAUUCAAAUACAAACCCAAUUGCUGCUUGGUUCCGAAAUCAUUUGUCGGAGCAAUUUCUUACACUUCUAGGAAAUGCUGAAGGUCAAACAACCCGGACAAGACUAGAACGUUGCUGGCCCCAACUAAUAGGAUUCUUUGUGGUUCUACGAGUUCAUGACUUGACAAUUCAAUGUGUUUCUGAUAUGAACACAAAGAAGGACGCGUUGACAAACUUGUUCGAAAGUGAACGACACCUUCACUCACUACCGUCUGACCAGCAAAUUGUGCACGUGGAGUUUGGCGCGUUUUACCACCCACACUCGGACAAGCUUCCGGUUCCAAACUCUGCUGUGUACUUCCAACUUGGUCCAUUCACGAUUUCGUUUGACGAACGAACGAUGAGAUGGUGCUGUUAUGUUGCUCAUGCUCUUUCAUCAGCUAUUGAAGACGGAAAUCUUAUUCCUGAAAAUGAGCUGGACAUUCAACCACCAACUAUCAAAGUCAAUUUGGUAAUGCCAAGGCUUGUCCUUAACCUGCCAGGACCAUUCACAGAUUUCAACUUCCCUCGAAGACUUGUUACGUCUAUGUCAACACUCUCUAUCUCAUCAAGUCAAAUCGACUUCAAAGAGAACAGCAGAUUCCGCAUUCUGUCUGAGAGCACAGAUGAGCAUAGUGAUGUGAAAAAUCAAUUGAUAAAUGGACUCAACAAAUUUCAUAUUUGCACAUCACCAGUUUGGAUUGAAAUUGAUCAUGGACCACAGACCAAAGGAUUUCCGUUUUUGCACGAUGUGUCAUUUAAUGGCAUUUUGGCAAUUGAUAAAGAUAAAGUGAAUGUCUUGGUGGAGCCAGCAGAGGAUGUUGCCGUAGUGGUCGACCAUUACCAGUUUCUGCAGUUGACUCGACUUGGCGACAAAUUCACAAAGUUCCUGGACCAAUUAACACUCGAUAUGAAGCACUAUAACACAAAUAAGCCGAAGUCAGAUGUGACAGUAGAUUUUCUUGCCAGCAUUGCCAGAAUCCGCUUGUACAUAGUGCUAACAAUGGGAGAGAUUGCAUCUCCUUACGAUUCAGCUGCGAUGAGCAAUUUCAAUCAUAGUUUUAUGGAUCGACUAUCAGAUAUUGCUAGCACAAAAUCAAUCACCAAUGCUCACUCUUUUUCUAAUGUUAACGAGAUCAAAGUUAUCAAUGAGCAACCACGACGAACAAACAAAACUGCAACUCCCGAAGAGUUCCCAGAGUUCCCAAGAGGUGGAAUAGAUAACGACACUUCGGAAGUUGCAUCAAUCGCAACAUCUAUCGAAGAUGAAGCAAUUUACGACUUAUCAGAAAUGCCCAGCGACGAUCCAUUUGGAAUCCCAGAAUAUGCGGAUGAAGCUAUCACUAUCGACGAGCCAGCGAUCAAUGAUCGAACUUUUAGACACACAAUGGCAAAACAGGCUAACUUAUUCAUGGUCACACUUGAAGAUUUAAAACUUGCCGGAAAUGUUGUUGAGGAAACACUGAAAAUUGACGGUCAACUGAAAAACAUUCAACUGAGUGAAAAACUAGGAAUCGUUCGAAGCGAAAUAAACGAUAUGAUGAAAAAAACUGGAAGCGAGCCGUUGGACCUGUCAAAACUACCGCCAACUUAUGCAGCAGCUUUUAGUUUUCUGGCGCCAGCUAAUGAGAAGGUGUCUCAUGUUACUGUCGAUGUGAAUCAACUAAAAGCCACCAUUGACGACGAAAUUAUUGCUCACUUGGGAGCAUUUGCAAAAGACGAUGUGAUCACGGAAAAUCGUCUCCGACUGGCGGUUCUUGUUCACGACUCUUGCAUCCAGAUUGUCGACAAAAAGAAGAAGAAACCACUUCGCAUGAAAAUCCAAGCUAUGACCAUUGAGCAGGAUGAAGAUUGAUUUAUUAUUAAUAUUGUUAUUAUUGGAUAUUGAAAAUAUCGUAAUUGAACUUAACUAUGUAAUUGCUUUUCUACUUUCUUUCCUUUUCAUUUGUUUUUCUUUCCCAUGAUUCAGUUGUGAUCCACAUUUUGUCAGUUGACACGUGACUUUUCCGUCUUUGCCAUUCUUCCCCCACACGCAUACAUAAUCGCAAAUUGCUUAGUUAAUUAAAAAUAAAAACGAUUUUGCACACUAAA
Caenorhabditis elegans is the source of this 3242-nucleotide messenger RNA. RefSeq names its product Chorein N-terminal domain-containing protein (gene bltp-3B). The transcript is spliced from 19 exons. Lineage: Eukaryota; Metazoa; Nematoda; Chromadorea; Rhabditida; Rhabditidae. The record is from RefSeq and is marked reviewed. Bases 16 to 3006 code for a protein of 996 amino acids.